This is a messenger RNA of Nematostella vectensis (starlet sea anemone), 4693 nucleotides long. Its product is annotated as rap guanine nucleotide exchange factor 4. NCBI's taxonomy places the organism in Eukaryota, Metazoa, Cnidaria, Anthozoa, Actiniaria, Edwardsiidae. Gene Ontology annotation, biological process: positive regulation of GTPase activity; Ras protein signal transduction. The transcript is spliced from 36 exons. Gene Ontology annotation, molecular function: guanyl-nucleotide exchange factor activity. The coding region runs from base 66 to 3080 and encodes 1004 amino acids. Gene Ontology annotation, cellular component: plasma membrane. The record is from RefSeq and is a predicted model, not a curated record.
GACUAAAGCUAUUUGUCAUCGCUUGAGUUGUUUGCUUAGAGUAAAGCAUUCCGGAUGGUUGCCGAAUGGAUUCGCUGCUCAUAAGACCCUUUCGUAGGACGGGCGAACAUCUCGACACCAUAUUCGCGCGGCUAAGGAAUGAAUUGGUGUUUAAGAAAGUGCAUCCACACGUUGUUCGCCAGAUCUGCUUUUAUGCCUACUAUGAAGACCUGGAACCAGGGACUGUCUUAUAUCGGCAGGACGCCAAGGGGCUCAAUUGGUACGCCAUACUCACAGGGUCCGUCAACAUCUGCGUAUCCCAGACCAGCAAGAUCGAGGACGCGGUAACAUUGUGUUGUCUGGGUCCUGGAAGCACGUUUGGGGAAUCUGUUUUGGAUGGCUCUCCCAGAACCGCUACCGCCAUCACUAACGACUAUUGCGAAUUGCUGUGUGUGAAUGGCGAGUACUUGAAAACCAUCUUUCAGCAAAACAGACGUUACCUUGUGGGCAUUGAACUUCCCGGAGAACAGUGCAACACCGUCGAGGUGACUGAGGCGGACGAGAACAGUCCUGGAGUUGAAGAUGUUGGAGUGCCCCUUCAUGACAACAAGAAGCUCUCGCAGAUUAUGCUUAAUGCUGCAGUCGUCCUGCAUAACAAGAUGGUCAAGUCUGCACCUCACCUUUUUAAAGAGCGUUCCUGCAACUCAGGGACGUUCCCUGAUUGUUUCGCUGGGAGCGAGGCGGUGGACUGGCUGUUGGAUAGCUCCAGACAAGUCCACAGUCGAUUCCAUGCCGUCUCUGUAUUCCAGGCUCUGUUGGAAGAAGGCGUGAUUUCUCAUGUGACCCAUGAGUAUGUAUUCAAGGACAGACACCACCUCUAUUACCGAUUCUCCCACAAAAAGCUACAGGUCGCUGAGAGAGAGUUCCCCGCACACAAAGAUUUCGAGGAAGUGAUGGGCUACCUGUGUAAUAUUGGUCCUGACGCAGUCUUCAGAAUGGCCUUACGAACUCCACCCAACGCCCGGAGCCAGGAGGACGUGGACACUAUCUAUGAGGAACUCCUACGCAUCAAAUCUCUGUCAUAUAUCUCGAGCACGGUGAAAAAGGAAAUGGCCGCAGCUGUAGUACUGGAAUCAUGCGAGCACAAGGGAACGGUCCUGUUCAAUCAAGGAGACGAAGGGGAUUCCUGGUACAUAAUCCUCAAAGGUUCCGUCAAUGUCGUCGUGUUAGGAAAGGGCAUUGUGUGCCAGCUACAUACGUGGGAUGAUUUUGGGAGGCUUUCACUGGUCAACAACGCACCGCGUGCUGCGAGCAUUGAAACCUGCGAGGAUAACUGUCAUUUUCUACGCGUAAGCAAGGAGACCUUCGAUAAUAUACUCAAGGAUGUGGAGUCAAGCAGCCUCGUUUUGAAGGAGCACGGAAGUGAUGUGCUGGUUCUAGAGGAAUUCAAGGAUCGUGUCCCUGUCAACGAAAAGGGCCAGUUCAAGGAGAAAAGCUAUUACGCCGUUAUGGCCGGUACAGCCAGUAAAAUGGUAGACUACCUGCUCCAGAUCCCUACCAACAAGGAAACAGAGAAGAUCGUCAGGGUCGCUGAUGACUUCUUGGUGGACUUCUUGCUAACUUAUCCCAUCUUCAUGAAACCCGAAAGCUUUUGCCUCGAACUCUUCACGAAGUAUGAGGCUACUGACACGACACCAAAGCCUAGCGACGUUUCCACUGAGUGCAGAACAAAAAAGCAAGCCGUGGAACACCGAAUUCUGGUAAAGAAAAGGGUGGCCCAGGUUCUACUACAGAUGUUGCGUCUGGCUAAAAACCUUCUGCUCAAGGAGCAAGGCUGCAUUUCUCUUAUUCUCGAUGUUAUGCGCUGUAUUCUAAACGAUAACCUUCAGGAUGAAUACGAAGCCCUUAAGAAGGCCAUUGCAUCACAGAAACGAGAACCGGCCAACGAUGAAAAAAUCAAGACACAUGUUCCAACGCGACGCACCAUGUCCUUUUCAUCCCGCCGCGGGGGCACUGCCGACCUCAAGCAGCCAAGGAGGAGCAAAAUGACACCAAUAGAAAAAGAUGACUACGUGACAUUCCGCGUGUACUGCGCGGACCACACGUACAGCACCGUGCGCAUGCGCUAUGGGGACACGGCACAGAUGAUCGUGGACACUGCCAAGGAGAGACUUCUUCUUGGGGACGACUGCGUCCUCUGCGAGGUGAAAUCAUCCGGAGAACGUCUUGUUUUCCAAGGCAAUGAAAUAAGCGUCAUUACGAGGAUAAGCAUCAACAGCAAACUAUUCAUCGCGCCUAAAGAGCAUAUUGAUUCACUGACGCCACUGAUGGAGCAGGAGGGGCCGGAGUGUGGGACACGCCUAAUUGAGGUGAUCAGCUCGCGGGAGAUCGCGUAUUACCUGACGCAGUACGAGUACGAGUUGUUUGAGCGAUGCAACAUCUACGAGUUUAUCUACCAGUCAUUUGAUCGUGAAAAAUUUGGUCAGAUCAGUGCUAACCUAGAUAUCUGCUUGAGCCGUUUUAAUGAGGUGCACUACUGGGUCAUUACUGAGAUCUGUCUUGCAACACAGCUCAGCAAAAGAGUCUUCCUCUUGAAAAAAUUUAUCAAGAUUGCAAGCUACUGUAAGGACUACAAGAAUUUGAACUCUGCAUUCGCCAUUAUCAUGGCACUGAACUGCGCCGCCAUCAGCCGUCUCACUCAGACAUGGGAGAAAAUACCGAACAAGUAUAAAAAGCUGUACAGGGAGCUCGAUGCAAUUCUGGACCCGUCCGGGAACCAUAGAGUCUACAGACUUGUUGUCGCCAAGAUGAAACCCCCAGUAAUACCGUUCAUGGUCCUUAUCGUGAAAGACAUAACAAUCAUAAACUAUGGGAACAAGACAUUUGUGAAUGAACUUGUCAAUUUCGAGAAAAUGCGGAUGAUAACCAUCAGCUUAAGACUCGUGGAGUAUUGCCGGAGCGCGCCUUUUGAUACUCCGGCGCCUUCCUCGUUGAAGAUACCUUCUGAAGUGCCAUCUUAUGUCAGAAACUUGCAAGUGAUCGAUAACGGAAAGACCCUGACGCAGCUGUCCUAUCGCCUGGAGCCCCCUACCAAUAACUGAGCAGCAAAGAGCUACAAGGACACAUAAAUGUCUAUACCUUGAGAUGGAUUUGCUUUUUUGCUCUCUAGGCAGUUUUUGGCCGCUUUUCUUUGUAUUUCGCCUGUUCGAUCAAGCAUCAGAUUCGAAUUUGGCGCACUGAGCCGUGUCACGUGACACAGUAAAUGGCCGAACAUUCUGCGAUAUGGUCAAUCAACAGUCUCGAGCACAGAGGGAUAAGGGUGGUUAUUUUAUUUUGCUUGAAAAUUUAAUGACAAUGAAACGAAAAAUGUUCAUAAGUCGCCUAUGAACAUUCUUCGCUUUUGGAAUUUGGAAUUGCUAUCCUACAGUGUUAGGGUAACAGACUCUUGGUGGCACCCCUAUGCCCAAACAAGAACUGAGUACCCUCCCCCCAUCCCGGGACGUACUUCUCUAAGCUGUGCAUCCAGUCUGCCACGAUGCAGUCAGUGUAAGACUUGGGUCGGGGACAGCAGCGCGCUUCUUCGAUGCGAUGAAUACCGUCAUCACUGACUCCUCCAUUGGUGUUUCGAUAAAGACCGUUGAUGUAAAUAGUCUUGCUGCAGCAUGUGGAAUAGCCUUCAUUGUCAAAACUGCUCAACCAGUUUGUGAUGGUGCAUCCCUUAAGUUGGUCGGUAAGGGCCACCAGUAGGACCAGCACCUGACAGAUGAAUGAAGAUGAUACUUCUAGGAUGCGAGAUAAAGUCCUAACUUAAAGCCGCAUUGUCACCAGUUUACUUCCGGUCGAUUACGUAACAAUCUCCGAUGAUUUUUAACGGAAAACGCGAAAAAUAUUUCAAAAUAUUAAAAGCAUUGUGUCUAUUGGAAGUUUCUUUGCGGAUGUGAUUGAUAAUUUAGAGCGGAUGGCCUGUUAAAUAUCUCGGAUUCUAAUAGAUUCUUUUGUCUUUUAACGGUUGAGGUUCCCGUCGGACCUGACAAUGCGGCUGUAAGUUUUCAAAUCCUUUUAAGGGAAUUGAAGUUGAUUGAAAUUUGAGUUUUCUAAAGAGCUUUAAAAAUUGACGCUCAUUUUCUUGGCCGCGCGAAAGGGAAUUGAACCGAGGUUAUCUUUUUCUUUUUUUUUCUUUUUUUUUUUCCAGCCAUUCGACAACAAAUUUCAGUACAAAAACUACGUAGUAGUUUCAAUGCUAUUCUUCCGGGUUUGUGUGAGGCCAUUGGAACAUAUAGGAAAACAAGCCAUUCUCCUCGCGUAACAUGCGUUACCAAUCUGUUUAGUGGCAAUGUAGAAGAGAAGCUUAUAAGGUCUCGAAGUGGCCAUGUUUGCAAUGCUUUAUUGUAAUAUGAAAGGACAAGCAAAGAACAGGAGCUUAAAGCUUCAAAUCUUUUGAAUCCUCAUGUAAAAGCAAACGCCCAGGGAAAAUGUGAAAUGAAAGAGUCUGAACCAUUCAUUUGUGUUUUGAUUUAGAUGACAUAGAGUCUCUAAUGAAUGAUUAUGUUGUUGAGCAAGAGCCCCAAGGGCGUAAGCGCCGUUUGAAUGAUGCACCCAAUGGCCCUGUAAACAUAAGUGGUAGCUGCAAUAUUACUAUUAAUUACUUCUAGUUGUAGGUUCUAUAACCUACCUAUCGUAACUUGAUCAAUGAUUAAAGUGAGGGCGAAAUAAA